Molecule: messenger RNA, 1290 nt
Organism: Myotis myotis
Lineage: Eukaryota; Metazoa; Chordata; Mammalia; Chiroptera; Vespertilionidae
Product: F-box only protein 31-like
Molecular function (GO): protein binding
Source: RefSeq, a predicted model, not a curated record
AUGGAGGAGUGCGCUUGCCUCUGCAGCUUGGGCUCUUCACGGGGAUGUCGGUGUCGCCAGGAGUGCCAGGGCCCAGCUGAGAAGGCAGCAGCCGAUGGCAAGCGCCCGGCAGAAAAGCAUCUCGAGGCAGAUGUGGCAGCGCGGUGCUGUCCGGGGAGUGGAGGAAUUGCGAGCCCCAUGCCACCCCCUCACUGCUCCCUGCAGGACCCGCCGGUGGAGAUGCUGGUGGAGAUCUUCGCCUUGCUCCCCGGGACUGACCUGCCCAGCCUGGCCCAGGCCUGCACCAAAUUCCACCACAUCCUGCACAUUGACAGCAUCUGGAGACGCUGCAGGGAGGAGUAUGGCAUUCAUGAAAACUUGCAGAACUUGGAGAUGAUCAGUAUGUCUUAUCGAGAAGUCUAUGCGAAGAUGUUCCCAUACAGAAACAUUUUGGGUUUGUGGCAGCUAGAUGAUAGCUAUAGAGGACUGCUGAAUGUAAUGGUGGAUGGCUUAUGCAUUACUGGUUGGACGUACAGGCCUUCCCUUAACACCCAUGUGUAUGGCCCAAUGCAAUUCGAGCCCUCGUUUAGAAUUCGCCUGACGGAGAGGAAAUCAGCCACGGUGGAAUUCAGAAGGACAGGUUCAGCAUCCAAUGGAUCAAGAGAGACCACCGAAAGGAUUCACCAAGGCGGCUUAGGGGAGAACGGGGGGCUGGUGCUGUUGGAGGAGGACAGACGGCUGUAUGACUGGCUGACCUACCGCUGCAUGGUGCUGGUGCAGGAGCACAGCCAGCUGUAUGACUGUUGGACCUACCGCCGUGUCUACCUCCCGCCGAGCCACACGGACGACCUCAUCAGGCCAGGCCUCUUCCACGGCAAAUACGAUACCAUCGGCCUAAGUAUUGCCAUGCUCAGCUUCCAUGUGAAGUAUGCUAGGGUCACGAAGAUCAUGGGAGACUCCAUCGGGACGUUAGAGAUCCAUCUCAUGCGCCGCAUCCAGCUGCUAAAUGGCAAGAUCUUACGCAACUUCAAGCAGCUCUCCCGCGUGGUCCAGGAGAUUGACGAGCAGGUGAUCCGGGAGCAGCAGCAGCAGCGCCUCCCUGGAGUCUUCAUCCUGUUCGAUGAGAACCACUUGGGGUUCAUCGGUCUGGAGACUAAAUACUUCAUCCUGUUUGGCAGAGUCCAGAACACCUUCCAGAAAGUGGAGGCACCAUCUCCGCAGGCCUUCCUGGAGAUGCUCUCGAACAUUCAGUCCGGACCCUCUUGGAGGAGCAGCUUGUGUGCAGGGCUGCAUAUCUUUCGCUUUUGCUAG